GGGGGAGGUAAGUUGCCAGUUCUGCCCGUUGCAAUGUCCCUCAGCGCGACCUUCACCAGCGCCACCACCAUCUUGGGGAUACCCGUGGAGGUGUACUCCAGGGGCGGAGAGCAGUGGAUUUGGUGUCUGGGGCUCAUCCCUUGCUUCCUGAUUGUUGCCUUCUUUAUCGUGCCUAUCUUCUACAACCUUCAUCUGACAAACGCCUAUGAG
Molecule: messenger RNA, 210 nt
Organism: Lymnaea stagnalis (great pond snail)
Lineage: Eukaryota; Metazoa; Mollusca; Gastropoda; Lymnaeidae
Source: the annotation of a GenBank genome assembly